Messenger RNA from Rhopalosiphum maidis (corn leaf aphid), 4545 nucleotides. RefSeq names its product protein PFC0760c-like. Bases 113 to 4411 code for a protein of 1432 amino acids. Lineage: Eukaryota; Metazoa; Arthropoda; Insecta; Hemiptera; Aphididae. The record is from RefSeq and is a predicted model, not a curated record. The transcript is spliced from 7 exons.
UACCACGCCGCAAGUACGUCUGGUGGUCGUUUCUUUGGCCAGGAACCGAAAAAUAUUUUAUUAAAAAUUAUACUUCAUUCAUCGCCCGCUCUUUUUUUUUUAACGCGGAAAGAUGUUUCCUCAAUCUGUUUCCGCGCGGAAAAUCAUGAUUCUCUCCGUCGCACUUAUUGUAACAGCCGUAGCGUCUUUCGCCGGUGGCGAACCCAUGAACACGUGCGUACUCCAGAAAAACACAGUCGUCGAAGAAUAUAAACUGUCUACUUUGGAACACAUUUUCGGGGAAACUCUUUUAACUGAGUCAAAUGGAAAUAUUUAUGUUAUAUCAAUUUGCCGCCAUGUGCCGGAAAUGUAUUAUGAUGCCAGAAAGAUGACUGGUGCUAUUAAAUUGACAGCUGAUGGGAACACGAUCGAUCUUGGACAUAUUGACCAAUCCAAUAUCAUCGUUAACGAGAAUAAUAUUGUGCUUACAUACAUUAGUGGUGAUCGAGACAGAUAUACAGAAGACACUUGCAAAGGUCUCCGAUGGAAAACGUAUCUGACGUUUAUAUGUGAUCCGUCUAUAAACUACAAUAUUUUAACAUUGAUUGACGAAGACCCAGAACAACCUGAAAUAUGUCAAGUGUGGUUUGAAGUAAAAACAUCUAAAACAUGUAACUGGCAUCCAAAUAUACCAUUAGCCGUUUUGGAAAAAGAUUUUUCUACUCGUGAAAAUCUGACAACCAAAUCUGAAGAGUGGAGGACUGCUCAUGAAGAAUACAAUGUGAAGGAGUCAACUAAUUCCAAUAAAAUGCCUUUACAGAAAAAUGCGUUUGAUCACAAAAUAUUUAAUUCCAACAACAACAAUAAAUCAAUUAUUAACGAAAAUGACAAUAAUGGUAAAGAAAAUAAAACAAACAACGAGGAUAUUAAAAACGGAAACUUAACUCAAAUUAUUUCAAAAGCUCAGAAAAAACAAUUAGAUAUUGAAAAUAAAGAUAAUUAUUUAAAGACGUAUGAAAAAUCAUUGUUGGCGAAAAUUGAAAAGGAGGAAACCAAAGGAGGUAAUUCAAAAAUAUAUGAAAACAAAAUGUUAAUAGAUCAUGAGAACAAUGAUACUUAUUCAAAUAAUGAUUUGGAAAAUAAAUUUACUAAUCUCAAAUUUAAUAAUACUGUUUCUGGUACAUCGUAUAAUAAUGAAUAUAGUUAUCCUAGAAAAAAUGAAACUAUCUUGCACUAUAAUAAUUUAAAAAAAUAUAUAAAUCAAAAUAAAAACUCAGAAGGUAAAAAUGAAAAUUCGGUUAUAAAUAAAUUAACAAAAUACGAUCAAAAUAAGGACGGUGAAUUAAAUCAAUAUGUUUCGAAAAUGGAAAAAAAUUUAACACGAAAUACAUUUGAAAAAAAAACAUCAAAUAAAAAGAUGAACGAUUUCGAAGAAGACAAAAACUCUUCAGAUAAUGAAAAAAAGUUUAAUCAAGAUUAUUCGAAAAAAUCGUAUUUAAAUAACGAUACUAAUAAUAAAACUUCGAACUCGGUCAACGGAGAUAAAAGCAAUACAAUCAACGAAAGAAAAAUAGUUGAUAUUUCAAAUCAAAGCCAAUCAAAAAACAAUAAAUCGAUUAUUUAUGACGAUAACAAGGUGCCAGGCAAUAUAGUUAACGAAAAUCAAACGCAAAUUCAAAAAAAAAAUUUGGAAUCCAAUCCAUUUCAAGAAGUUGAUUCAAAAACUGUAAUCAAAAACAAUACGAUCAAUGGUAUAAUAACCCCCCGUGAUGAAUCUAAGAAUAAACCAACGGAUAGUGAAGAUAUACAUGUUGAUACUAAUAAUAUUAAUGUGACAAAACAUAAUACAAGUGAUGAUGAUAAAAUUAUCGACACGAAUGAAAAAAAUAAAAUGAAAAAUAAUUAUUUUAAGCCAAAGGAAAAUGGUCAAUCAAAUACAAAUGAAUCUGGUGAAGUAAGUGGUUCGUCUACUGAAUUACCAAUCGACACGUCGACGUUCUAUGAAUCUAAUAAUAUUAAAACAAACAAUAAAUCAAAACAAAAUGGUACAAUUAUAAAUAAUAUCAACAACGUUAACAAAAACAUACAACCAGAACAAUUGGAACCAGAACCGGAACCUAGUGCAAAUUUAUCGGAUAAUAAUGUAAGUGAUGAUUUAAAAACCACCGAAAAUAGUACGAAUCAAUCAGAAAAUAGCUUUAGUUUUUCAAAAAUCUUUGGUAACGACUCCACAGCUAAGAUAAUUGGAUCAAUAGUUUCAUUAAUAUCUAUUUCUGGUGCUGCUGGAGUUGCUGGAACAGCCAUAAAUCGUUUUUAUUAUAAAAAAACUGGUACAGAUCAAAUACCUUUCAAAGGAACGUUUCGGUUAAUUAAAAAUUAUAUAACAAAAUUAUUUUGUUGUUGUUAUAUUUCUGGUGAUGACUUAGAAGCGCAAAACUCUACGAAUGAAAAAACACCUCUUUUACAACCUAAAUUCAAUACUUCAUCACCGCUAGUUGUAGAUGAAAAGUCUCAAAAAUCCAAAAAGCGCAAUAAAAAAAGUGACGACGAGGAACAGCAAAAAAGUGAUAGCACCGACAACGAUGAUAAUAGUCAACAGAAAAGCAAUAAUGAAUAUGGCAGUAUGACAAAUGAAAAGAAAUCACUUGCGAAAAAUGUCGAAGAAACACUUAUAAAUAUUGAGAAUAAUUUGCAAGGAAAAUCUAUAAAAGAUUCUUUAUGUGGAAAAAUGAAUACGAUACUCAAUGAAAAAUUAAAACCUACAAUUAACGGUAUUCUUGAAAAUGUGGUGAAAAAGGUUGAAUCAAAUGAAGAAGUUAAGAAGAACUUGGAUAUCAUAUCUAAAGAUGCAGCAAUGAUAUCCAAAUUAGUAGACAAAGAAAAAUCAAUAAAAAUUACUGAUGAAAAAAAUGUCGAAAUCAAACCUGAAAAUACAAAUUCUCAAUUAAAUAAUGACAAAAAACAAAGUUUGAACUCCGAAGAAAAUAAUGAAAAUGAUGUUCAUAAUAUUAUUGAAAUCAAUACAAAUGUCGAUGUAGAAAAAUCACAAAAUAAAGUACCUUUAAACGAAAUUGAAACACGCAAUGCCGUAGUACAAGAACAUAUUAAUAGUAAAACACUUGGUGAAUCGCAACAGUUUGAAAACGUUACGCCUGUGAGUGAAGUUAGCAUCUCAAAAGUGUCUGUACCAGAUCUUCAACAAAUUGAAACGAAUGAACAAAUGUCUGACAUGAAAACAACGAGUACAUUAGAUGAAGAUACAACCAAAAAAUUAAUUGAAAAUGCACAUAACAAAAGGGAUGUUGUUACAGAAAAUAAGAUUGAAAAACUUGUAGAAACCGUCGUAACGCCCCACACAGAGACUGCGAUGAAAAUAAAUGAAUCGAAAUUAAAGUUCUUAGGGUUCGAAAAAGAAGAUAAAAAUGUCGAAAAAAAAGUGGUGGUCAACAAAUCCAUUGUACCUGAAAAUAAUGAAGAAGAUGAAGAGGAAGUUGAGGUCAUUGAAGAAAUUGUAUACAUAGACGGGGCUGACGGGGCCGAGGAUGAAGAAAUUAUCGAAGAAAUAAUAGAAACUACUACAGUUGAAGAUUUACCGGACACGUUGGACGAAUCUGGUUCGGGGCACACCAAGGUUACAGUCCACACAACUCGUAAAAUAUCGUCAUCUUCGUUGCCCGGAGAGGUGAAAACUAUCGAAGAGACUGUUGUCACCGACGGUGUAUCAGAGAAUGAGAAAAAAUCUCAUGGUUUCCAGUUUGGUAUUGGUAAAUCCGGAGUCAGCAUGAGUGUCGGCGAUAAAAAGUUGGAAAUUGGUAUGCCCAAGCUGAGCCGCAGCAAAAGUAAAUCACCGAAGAACGUAGAAGAUGACGAGCCUGAUAAACGGGACACGAAGUCUCCGGAAAAGUCCAGGAAGUCUAUUUCGAUGCCCAAAAUAUUUAAGCGAUCUAUUUCUCAACCAGCGGACCAUGAUAUCCCUGAAGCUGAGGGUGAGCCACAGUUGGACGCUGCGCCUAUUAGAAAAUCGUCCCAGCCAAGUGCUGGCUUAUUGAUAUUUGGAAAGUCGCGAUCUAAAUCUUCGCUAAUCCUUGAUACGGUUGACAUCGAUGUGAAUACGGGUGUGGUGUCAGACUUCAUCGAUAAUGAACGGAGAGCGUCUCGUAUAUCGAAUACAGGACUAGGUGAAUUCGACAUAGCCGCAGGCGAUGGAGAUGUUGGAACCACGGUGACUGUACGUAAAACGUCCACAACAACUUCUAAAGGAAUAGAUACUUUGCCAGGCAUAGAUACCGUCGUAAAGUCAACUACAGGUUUACCGUCAGGGUCGGUUAAAGUCCAGCAAUCGACCAAGAGUGCUGACACAAAGUCAAACGCUAAAACAAAACGUGAAAAAAAAGAAAAAACGAAAUUAACGACAUUAACGCGGCCAUUUUAGAUCUAAAGAAUAAAUCUAAGGAAUAAUUUUAAACUUACCGUGUAAGAAACUAAAAUAUUAUUGGUUCAUUUGUGUAUUAAUUUUUUUUACAAAUAUUUUUCGUUUAUGUGAAAUAUAUCUGUUGGAAUUUUAAA